AUUCAGAGAGCGUGCUGACGGGUUCGGCUUACCGGUGCGACACUAACAUCUUUUCCGUAACGGACUGCAAGCCUGUCAUUCACCACCGCCAACCGUUGAUACAUUGGUCCUUUUUCCAAGUCAAACAUUGUCUAAUUUACGAAUUACAACUUCCGGCAGCGCGACUCGAGUUAAGAGUUGACUUAGCAACAGUAAAAAAUACGCAAUGACUUACUGACAGCCACUUGCAAACGUUCCUAUCGGAACGACCGCUCAUAUUCCUUCUGGACUCGCAAGCUUUUGAAGAACGAGAAACACCAACGAAACAAGAAAUCCCCACACCGGGUACGCCGCCAACAUCAUGAGCCACAACCAUGAUUCUAUGGGCUCUAUGGGCUCUACGGCCGAAUUACCCGCUCUUACAGAAUUUCCCAAGUUCUACUAUGCAGUCGUUGGAUGUGCAGUCGCCGUUGCCACACUGGUCAACAUCCACACAUAUGUCUUGUACCGGCAAAGACUCUCCACAGCAAGAGCAGGAGCACAAACACCGGCAAAACCAAAGUCAUGGUUCUCUCUCUGGAAUGCGACUUUGUUCGCCCUAACAAGGGAAGCAUCCAACUUCUCAGUGCGUAUACCGCUCAAAACUCGGAUGCUCAGACUGCCCACUGUCGGUCGAACGAGCUUGAUAGUGGCCAACGCAAUUGUUUUGGUCGUUCUUUGCCUUUAUGGGUUGGAUCUCAACAAUCAGUUCACUAGGGAAGAUGUUGGAUAUCGAUGCGGAGUUGUGACAGUCGGCCAACUUCCGCUCAUCUUUCUUCUCGCCAGCAAAAACAACCUUAUUGGAUAUCUCAGUGGAGUCAGUUAUGAACGCCUGAAUUGGCUGCACCGGUGGUGUGCUAGGUGCAUGCUCUUGACAGCGACCAUGCAUAUGGGCUGGUUCUUUAGUGCCUGGGCCCCAUACAAUUACAUAGGGGUACAACUUCGAGAGAACGAGCUUGCCUGGCGAGGAUUAGCCGCAUGGUGUGUCCUUGUAUGGAUUGUCUUCAGCUCCAUGACACCAAUUCGCAGCUGGUGCUACGAGCUCUUUGUUCUACAGCACAUAGCAUCAUUUGCGCUUUUCCUCUACUUUGUGUACAUCCACACGCCAGCUGAACUGCACAUCUACGUCUGGAUAGCCAUUGGUGUAGUCUCGUAUGAUCGCGUUCUGCGAGCACUACGAUUCGUUUAUGCCAAUAUAUCCCUAUUCCACCGGGUUCAGAAGAAAGAAGGCCGGAUGCAAGGUGUUUGGGCCUGCGAGGCUGAGUUUAUACCACUUCCGCAUGAUACUACGCGGAUCGUCAUUCGUGAUCCAUCUAUCGGCUGGACUCCUGGGCAACACGUAUUCUUGUCGUGCCAAUCGAUUGCACCUCUGCAAAAUCACCCGUUCACUAUUGCGUCCAUCCCGCAGGACGGGGUCAUGGAGUUUUUCGUCAAGGCGCAAAGAGGAGGGACGAGACGGUUCUUCAGCUAUGCACAGAAAGCACACUCCUCGCUAGAGGCAGCUUCAAGAACUAAACCAGUAACAAUCGAAGGACCCUACGGAACCCUCCGACUCCUCCGCCAAUUCGACAGCGUCAUCUUCCUCGCCGGAAGCACAGGCGCCACAUUCACCGUCCCCCUCCUCCGCGACAUCCUGCAAGGCUGGCAACAAAACCUUAAUCCCAGCAAACACACCUCAUUCCUCCACCCCCACAUCGGCGCCGUCACCCGCCACGUGCGGUUCGUCUGGGUAGUCAAGAGCAGGCGCCAGCUCGGCAUGUUUUCCGAAAAGCUCUCGACUGUAUGCGCAGAUUUCCAGGCGCUGCAGGACACGCUCAGAUACAUCAAGCUCGAGCUCACUGUAUAUGUCACGUGCGAUGAGGCGUUCACCGAGGAGCACAAGUCGCUUCUGUCGGGCGUGACGGUCCUGAAGCCCAUGGAAAAAACUUCGGAACAUGGGGUUGUUGAACUCCGCAAUCGCUCUUCUUCAUCAUCGUCAUUGUCAGAAGGAGAAACAGAGAAGAAAGCCCACGAAACGCACAUUUUACAAGAAUUGACCCCACCCCGGAACACCUGCGGCCAAAACAACACAUGCUGCUGCCGCACCCCAAUCGACGAGAUCACCCCCGCAGAAACCACAGCACCAUGUUGCUGCCACAAAGAAACCCGUAGCCCAAGUCCAAGCACAAAAACAACAUCGCUAUCCUCGCAGCAAAAGACCUUCCUCCACCCAUCCAUACAGGUAUACUCCGGCCGCCCGAAGACACGAGACAUUAUCCGCCGCUCGCUCGAGCAGGCGCUGGGCGAGUCGGCGGUCGUGGUGUGUGGACCGCAGGGCUUGGUGGCGGAUGUGAAGCAUGAUGUGUGUUUGUUGAGUGAUGAGCGGGCUGUGCAUAAGGGGACGGGGGCGCAGGGUGUGUAUCUGCAUACGGAGAGUUUUGGGUGGUGAGGGGGUGGUGUGUGUUAUUUUGUUAUAGCAAUGUAUCAACGUUCUACUUUGCUGGUGUUGGGCUAUGUGAUGAUGAAUCUUAAUGGCGCAUGGGAUUGGGAUGUGGAAGAUGGGCUGUUGGGGAUUGGCUAGACAGUGCUAGGUUGGACUGCUCGUGCAUGUUCGUCGGAGACCUACAGUAGGUCCAGGCAGCAAUAGUGAUGGAACCGCUGAUGACGAGUCUUGUGACAUGCUGACAUACAGCAAGCAAUCGAGAGAAGAGUAGUUGUUGAUCUGAUUAGAUUCAUCCAUGUCUCUCUAUGAUAUAUUCAUAUCUCAUUUCGU
This is a messenger RNA of Dothidotthia symphoricarpi CBS 119687, 2770 nucleotides long. RefSeq lists its product as uncharacterized. The transcript is spliced from 3 exons. Gene Ontology annotation, cellular component: plasma membrane. Gene Ontology annotation, molecular function: ferric-chelate reductase activity. Lineage: Eukaryota; Fungi; Ascomycota; Dothideomycetes; Pleosporales; Dothidotthiaceae. The record is from RefSeq and is a predicted model, not a curated record. The coding region runs from base 341 to 2446 and encodes 701 amino acids. Gene Ontology annotation, biological process: copper ion import; intracellular iron ion homeostasis; iron ion transport.